This is a messenger RNA of Periophthalmus magnuspinnatus, 1188 nucleotides long. RefSeq lists its product as uncharacterized. The record is from RefSeq and is a predicted model, not a curated record. NCBI's taxonomy places the organism in Eukaryota, Metazoa, Chordata, Actinopteri, Gobiiformes, Gobiidae. Gene Ontology annotation, biological process: melanosome transport; melanocyte differentiation. Gene Ontology annotation, cellular component: melanosome.
AUGGGCAGUAGUCUAACGUGCUGCUGUCGGUUAUAUCUGAAACCCAGUCGGGAGGAGAAGAGCGCCAUUUUAAGCAUGCAGACCACCACCACAGUCCCUCGACCUCCGGAACUCCAGUCCAGUGACUCCACUGACAGUGAUACAGAAGAGGACAGCAUCUUUGGGCCUCAGUCUUCCAGGAGGAACCCUUGGAAGCAGAAGCAGGCGGGCCAUAGGAGCUCUGUUGAGGUGUGGUCUAUUCAUAAAACACGGAGUGGAGCAUCCAAAAGGAGGUCCUCUGACAGAGAGCUGCAGGCUUUUAUCAGCAUGAGGGACCAGGCUGAUAAAGCUACUGAGCAAUGGCACAAGCUGAAUUUUGACAUCCACACACUGCGGUACGCAAAGAGAGAGGUCAGAGCUCGGUGGAGAAAAAUAUUGUUCCAACUUGGUUAUCAGUGCGAGGUGGAGGCACUGUUGAAUGUGAAUAAGCAGAGUCGUUUCAGCAGAGACCAGGAGCACCGGUCUAGAGCCAUAGAGCUGCUCAAAUACCUGCUGGAGCACACCUGUCUGUUCCCCAAAGGCACCAGACACCACAGUCGAUACCUCUAUGUCAUGGAUCGCCUGGUGACACUGGACAGUGCUGAAGACUUUGUAAGGUUGGCCAAGAAAAAUAUCCAAAGAAGGAUGGGUGAAAGUGACUGGAGGUCCAGAGUCUCUGAGAACCCCCUGGUGACUGUCAAGGACGGGCUGAACACUUUAACAGACAAAUUGGCUAAGAUCUGUUCUACUUCAGGGCUUAAUUGGCUCCACGCCCUACCCCUGGCUCUUCUGGCAGUGUCGGAAGAACGGCUGGAGGUGUCCACCAAGGAGGCUGCUCUGCCUCCACCCUCUGAGGUCUAUCUGAAAGUUCUGUCUCAUAAGUGGUCUGAACCAUGCUGGACUGGCCCAUACAGAGUGACUGCUCACACCGACAGGGCUGUCCGGUGUAUUUUGUUUGCUCCGGUGACGUUCGACGGUUUUAAACUCCAGUGGGGAGAGCUUCCAGAAGACUGGUGUGAACACGUGGUGCAGCUGCCAAAUCCAGUGCCCUACACCAGAAUACGGGGAGAUCUAUAUUGGCUGUGCGGAGACAUGCAAUUGAGGUCAUUAGCACUGCAGUUCAGUCCGGACCAGAAGGGGACAGUAUCCUCUGCUGAGAAGGAGGGAUGA